Scomber japonicus (chub mackerel) is the source of this 3459-nucleotide messenger RNA. It is a transcript of the gene kcnq5b, whose product is annotated as potassium voltage-gated channel, KQT-like subfamily, member 5b. Lineage: Eukaryota; Metazoa; Chordata; Actinopteri; Scombriformes; Scombridae. Gene Ontology annotation, molecular function: voltage-gated potassium channel activity. The record is from RefSeq and is a predicted model, not a curated record. Gene Ontology annotation, cellular component: membrane. Gene Ontology annotation, biological process: transmembrane transport; potassium ion transport. The transcript is spliced from 15 exons. Bases 4 to 3189 code for a protein of 1061 amino acids.
GCCAUGCCCCGGAACAACAGCGGAGAUGAAGGCGGCACUGGGCUCUGGAUGAGGACGUCGCCGGGGCACCGUACAGAGGGUUACGGCUUAAAAGAUGUGGAAUCCGGCAGAAGGAUGAUGAACAACGCGGGAGACGGUUUGCUGUCAGCUUCCACAGCCGCAGGUGCUGCAGGGUCCGAGAGUAUGAGGGGAAAGCAGGGAGCCCGGCUGAGCUUGCUGGGGAAGCCGCUCAUAUACAGCGCGCAGAGCGGUCGGAGGAACGUGCGUUACCGGCGUCUCCAAAACUACCUGUACAACGUGCUGGAGAGACCCAGGACCUGGGCGUUCAUCUACCAUGCGUUUGUGUUCAUCUUGGUCUUCAGCUGCCUGGUCCUCUCUGUGUUCUCAACAAUUCCGGCUCAUCAGGACUUCUCCUCUUACUGUCUGCUCAUUCUGGAGUUCGUCAUGAUUGUGGUGUUUGGGUUAGAAUACAUCAUCCGUAUCUGGUCGGCGGGAUGCUGCUGUCGUUACAGAGGAUGGCAGGGUCGACUCCGCUUCGCAAGAAAGCCUUUCUGCGUCAUAGACAUCAUAGUGCUGAUUGCGUCUGUGGCAGUGGUGUCUGCAGGAAGCCAGGGCAACAUCUUUGCCACCUCGGUCCUCCGGAGCCUGCGUUUCCUUCAGAUCCUACGCAUGGUGCGAAUGGACAGAAGAGGGGGCACCUGGAAGCUUCUGGGCUCUGUGGUCUACGCACACAGCAAGGAACUGGUGACUGCCUGGUACAUCGGCUUCUUGGUUCUCAUCUUCUCUUCAUUUCUCGUGUACCUCGUGGAGAACAAGUUCAACAAGGAGUUCGCCACCUACGCUGAUGCCUUGUGGUGGGGCACGAUCACCCUAACGACCAUCGGUUAUGGUGACAAGACACCAAAGACGUGGACAGGACGAAUGCUGUCUGCAGGGUUCGCCCUCCUGGGCAUCUCGUUCUUUGCCUUGCCAGCAGGUAUUCUGGGCUCAGGCUUUGCCCUGAAGGUCCAGGAGCAGCACAGACAGAAGCACUUUGAGAAAAGGAGAAACCCAGCCGCCUACCUCAUCCAGUGUGUUUGGCGUAGUUAUGCGGCUGAUGAGAACUCGGUUUCCAUUGCUACCUGGAAGCCUCACUUGAAGGCGUUGCAUACCUGCAGCCCUACAAAGAAGGAACAGGGAGAGUCAACCACAAGCCAGAAGUUGAGCUUUAAGGAGCGGGUGAGGAUGGCCAGCCCCCGAGGUCAGAGCAUUAAGAACAGGCAGACGUCCUCGGUGAAUGACCGGCGGUCUCCGGUGGCGGACGGCGGUACAGACGGCACCAGCCCCACCAAGGUGCAGAAGAGCUGGAGCUUUAAUGACCGCACACGCUUCAGACCCUCACUCCGACUGAAGAGCCAGUCCCGCUCCACCACUGACGCAGACUCUAACAUGGCAGGGGAGGAUGGUUUUGAUGAGAAGGGCUGCCACUGCGAGAUCUCGGUGGAGGACUUGCUGCCCUCCGUCAAGUGUGUCAUUAGAGCCGUCAGGAUAAUGAAGUUCCAUGUGGCCAAGAAGAAGUUUAAGGAGACGCUGCGUCCUUAUGAUGUGAAAGAUGUGAUUGAACAGUACUCUGCGGGUCACUUGGACAUGCUGUGUCGCAUUAAGAGUCUUCAGACAAGGCUGGACAUGAUAGUAGGCCCGCAGCCGCUGAGCAGCCGAGCCAAGACCUUUUCCUCACCCUUCUUGCCUGUCUAUUACAGCCAGGGCAGAAAGAACUCCACACAGGGGGUGGACCAAAUCCUCGGGAAGGGCCAGAUCCCUCUGGACAAGAAAAUUCGUGAGAAGCUGCUGUCUGAUGGAGACAUAUUAGAGGACAUGAGCAUGCUGGGUCGCGUGUGUAAAGUGGAGCGGCAGGUUCAGUCUAUUGAGUCAAAACUCGACUCCCUGCUCGACAUCUAUCGUCAGGUCCUGCAUAAAGGCUCAUCCUCUGCCCUCACGCUCUCCUCUCUGCCCCUGUUCGAGCUGGAGCAGACAUCUGACUACAACUCCUCCGUCUUCAGCAAGGACCUGUCCUGCUCCACCCAGGUCAGCAGCGGUGGCGUGGCUCCCCCCGGUGGCUGCGUCACGCGCUCCUCUACCAACUCCCACCUCUCCCAGGGAGGACUCCGUCUCAUCCUGGCGCCACACAACGAGCUCAACCUCAAUCUCAACGCCUCCUCUUCCACGCCUCCCUCCGGCCUCGCGUCCUCCUCUUUCAGCCCGUCGCCGCUGCCUCAUCACCAUCAUCAUCACCACCACCAUCAUCAUCCUCAUCGCCCUCACCACCCCCACCACAAUCACACGCAGGCUCAGGCCACCACGCCGGAAAGUGGCAAUGAUGAAGCCGUGGAGAGCUCCCCGCCCAUCCUCACACCCAAUAGUGUCGGCAGUGGCGGGGGUGUAGUUGUAGACGGGGGGUUUCCUCUCCUGGCGAGGCUUCCGCCGCCGCCCCCUCCGAGUCGAAGCGGGGGCACGAGCAACUUGGUGCGUGCAACCUCCACAGAAGCGUCCCCAGACAUGGAGGACUUUUGUGGAGGUCUAGGGACGCAAAUGGAGGACAGCAGUGUUGGGGAGGACCUCGGUCUUGACUUGGGGCUGGACAGACUUGGCAACAGAAAUGGUAGACUAAGCACCAAGGACGAGGGCUCCUGGAGGAGACACAUGAGCCUGGAGCUGGAACCCCUGGUGCCACCAGCCCGAAGCUGCUGCUCAGGCCCCAGCCAGGUAGACCGAGGCCUGGGCAAGUCCAUGUCAGUGCAGGACCUGAUGCAGGCAACCCCGGGGACAGCCCAUGAUGCCCACCACAGCCUCUCAUCUCCUAGCCCCAGCACAUGCAGUGACUCCCCCAUUGGCUUCCACAGCUGUAGCCAAGACCCUGGGGGAGGAGGAGGAGGCGGUGGUGGUAGACUAGGAAGAAGUGGUGGCAGUGGAUGGGGGGACGAGGACCUCUUUAUCAGCGACAGGGACACAGAGCCGCAGAGAUUUGACUUCCUGUCACAGGGGCCCGUCGAAGCUCACACCUACUCCUCUGAGCACCUGAGGACAGGAGGCAGGGCAGGGGCAGGGGCAGGGUCCCGGGGCUCUAGCCAUAGCCUGGCCACCUCUCACUCAACCUCGCCCUCUGCUGGCAGCACCGAAUUGCUGAACAUGCCACACGUACGGCUAAAAUAGACCAGCUACAUUUUUGGAAGGUACCCAAAUCUCACCUCACAAAGACGGUUUUUAUCCUUUUUGGAGGGGAGUAGGAGGACGGGAAUAUAGCAAGGGGUCCUUUUUUUUGUUUAUUUUCAUGUUGAUCCAUUUGAUAAGAAUCACAGUAUUUUCACAAAAGCUGAUCACAUACUGUAUGCCAUAUCAUUGCAUGAGUUAUCCUUUGUUUUAAAAUAUGAUUGACAAAUCUGAGAUAAAAGAUGAAGGCUUGUAAAAGUGGGAACACAGAAC